UGCACUUCCAACACAGAUAAUACCAAACAUUCUAUAUUUUUACUCGAAUCUUUCACUAACACAGAGACAUGGCACAAAUUCUUAGGCUCUCUUGCUUUCUACUUUCUCUUCUCCUCUUAACGCUGGUUCAGGCUAAGCAUCCCCUCCUUCACCGACGCUCCCGAGCUAGAGCAUUUAUUGAGUUACAAUGUCAAACCACGCUCUAUCCUCGUUUAUGCGUCCGAAGUUUGUCGCCCUAUGCUAGCAACUUCACUACAACUCUAAGUCAUCAACAACUAGCUCAGAUCGCUCUCAAGGUAACCCUAGCCAGGGCGGAAUCGACACGGGCCUAUGUGACUGGAGUGGCUAAAUGGCUCAACCAAACCAAGGCCAAGGAUUACCAAGCCGUGGAAGAAUGUCUGGAUCAAAUAAACGAUGGGGUGGAUCAGCUUACAAACUGCAUCAAAGAAACUCAAAAGAUUAAGGAAGAUGGAGAAGCUAGUGACUUCCCAUGGCAUGCAAGCAAUGUCGAGACAUGGAUGAGCACCGCCCUAACUGAUGCAGGCAUGUGCAUAGACGGGUUCUCCGGCCGGGCCAUUGGGGGCAAGACAAAAGCCAUGAUCAAAGCCAAGGUUCUUAAUCUUCAACAGGUUACCAGCAAUGCUCUGGCCUUGUUCCACAGAUUUGCUGCAAGGUUUAGAUCCUCCCAUGUCAAGAAACCUAAAGUACUCUAGGUCCUUAAUUUUGGACAACUGAAGUUUGUUUUGCUUUUAUUGAUUUAUUUGAUUGAUCUGUUUGUUGUCGCCUGGCAAUUCACAUAUGUAAGAAAAUUUGUGAAUAUAAAAAUUAAGUUUUUGGGACUUUUCCAUAUCUACAUGUUAAA
This is a messenger RNA of Sesamum indicum (sesame), 862 nucleotides long. The record is from RefSeq and is a predicted model, not a curated record. NCBI's taxonomy places the organism in Eukaryota, Viridiplantae, Streptophyta, Magnoliopsida, Lamiales, Pedaliaceae.